Messenger RNA from Arabidopsis thaliana (thale cress), 126 nucleotides. RefSeq lists its product as uncharacterized. The annotation marks the transcript as partial. NCBI's taxonomy places the organism in Eukaryota, Viridiplantae, Streptophyta, Magnoliopsida, Brassicales, Brassicaceae. The record is from RefSeq and is marked reviewed. The transcript has a single exon.
UCAUCUGUGCAUCAUAAAGGCAAAAACUUUAAGAUUUGUGAAGAUAAAAGUAAGAAAUCUUCAAAUAGGUUAAACAACUCACCUUCGUUUUUCUUCGAUUUCUUCUUCUUCGUUGCUUUAACCUGA